AACCCAAAACACCUGUGUAGCUCCUCCUAUGGUCCAAAACAAACAACCCAGUCAUAGCAACCAGCUCCAGCGAUUUGAAUUCCCAACACUUUCUCAACAUGAGCACAAGACCAAGGACACAAGCUGCCUUCAUCCAGGGAAACCAGAGUGCAAUUGAACACGAGGGCUCCCAAUCAGCACUUGUCUACCUUUUCCAAGAAGUUUCAAAGCUAGCAUCCCCCAUCCACAACAGUUUCCUGGACAUCAAUCCACCCUCCAUGUGGCUACAUGAGACUUCUAGGCAAGAUUCUUUUAAAGUUAAAAAAGAACAAGAGGAUGCACAGUCUUUUCAAAUCUCUAAUAGUCCCUGCCAGCACAAUUUGUCUUGCAUGUCGUCCUAUAAUCAGAUGAAAAAAGUGAAGGAGGAAAGUCACAUCAACAAUGUCACAACUUUGGUUGAGCCACAUCUGAAAUGCAGCAGCCCCUGGAAAGUACUGAGCCUAAUCAAUCUGCAGUGUGAGAGGCUUCUGCAUGUAAAAGAUGCGGAGGAGUCAGACCCAAAAUUGGGCCAUUCAAUAGACAAAUCGUCGACUGCAGCACCAGAUGUAGCAGAUCUUGGAAUCGGAGGUGACUGUGUAAGUGUGGAAUGCACUUUGAGACCAUCUCUUCUAAUCUACGGGAGUCAAGAAAUCCCACAGGGCUGUGUGAAAGUUUCCAAAGUGGGCCGCUGUCUCCAGUCACAGAUUGCUGAAAAAGCAGACCCUUUUUCAGUGUUCAGUGUUAACAGAAAUGUUGAAACAAACCAGCAUUGUUUCUCUUCUGAAAACAAUCAUUUGCGUGAGCCCUUCUCUGAUCCCUAUGCAUGCCUAAAUGCCCAGACAACUUUUAAUUCAAAUGAAGAUGCAAGUGUGGCUAUGUCAAAGCGAGCGCUAACACUACACCACAAUGCAAACCUUGCUCUUUCUAUAGAGCCGCUAUGUGACACCCAGCUGUCACCUCUGAGCUCCAUCCUGCCUUCUUCACAAUCAGCAUCACUUUUAUUUAGCAAUGCAGAUAAAUGUCAGUCAUGUGCAAAGCAAGAUGACAAAAUCACAGCAUUUAAACCAGAACAUACAAAUGCACCUCCGAUUGCACAACUACAAACCUCAAGUUUAAAUGGAGAAACAAACUCCUCACAUUCUGCAACAUUAAAACUAGAAGCCAGGUCUGUGCAAAAGGAGGAAAGUGCUGCUCCAUCUACCCAGCAGUGGAGAACCAAGACUCUGAGAAAGCAACUUCAUCCCAGGAGAAGUGCUAACAUACAAGACCCAGACUUCCAGGGAGUGACGUUCAGGAUGAACACAGAGCUGGACGACAACAGGGAACAAAGUCGGCUCCUCAUAACUUCAAUGUACAGUAAGGAGCUCCGCAAGAGUGUGAGAAAACGGAGGCUGAGGACACGGACGUCACAGAUAUCCCUUAAAACCAGCAGCUCUGAUGAGGAGAGUUCCUGGAUGACCAGUGUUUCCAAGGGGAAAGUAUGUGCGUCGUGCUGCACCAGGAAGACCCCGAUGUGGAGGGACGCAGAGGACGGGACCCCACUCUGCAAUGCCUGUGGAAUAAGGUAUAAGAAAUACAGAGUGCGCUGUGUCUACUGCUGGCAUAUCCCGAGGAAAGAGGGCAACUCCAACUCCUGCUGCCUCAAGUGUGGAAACUUUGUGAGGCUGACCACAGCUCAGCGCAAACAAAGCACCUAGGGAACAGUGUGACAAAGCUCUACACACAUGUGCAGAUUUGAACACUUUUGUCCAUUACAAUGAACUACAGAUGGGACUGCAUGAGAGAGGAGCAGCGUCUCAUGUGACCCCGUAUUUAAAUGAGUUUCACUGCUACAAGGUUGCACCUCAGGCAACAGAGACAAUUCCCUUUGUGUCUAUGGUUGCUCUAGACGUGCUGUAUACAACAGUAAACUAAUCUUGAGUCUAAACAUUUUGAGGACAUCCACACUUCAAUCUUUACUUCACUGAUCCUAUGUUUGCUACCUUCUAACCUCGUUGUAGCAUGUAUGACACCAUUUAUUGUUGGGAUUAUUUUCCUCUACACAGGGUUACAGGGGGACAGUUAGCUUUAUCAAUGUAGUUUUAUUCCGGCCCUGAAGGGCUGCUAUAAGAAGUGGACUCAUUCAGUAGAUAAGUCAUAAUUGUCAAACAUUUAAAUAAUAUAAUAAAAAGCUUCAGUGUUUCUCGUGUACAAUGGUUGGCUGUGCCAGAUUGCUGAAGUAGAAAGUUAUUUCUGUACUGGAUCAAAAGCGGCAACUGUUGUGUUUACUGUCAUCAACUGCAAAACAAUUGAUUUAUUUUGACCUUCCCAGCUGACUGCUAUGUUCAGUAGUUAUGCACUUUAAAUUAAGGUCCUUAUUUAUUUUGUCAUCGUUUCUAAAUAUGCUUGUUUUUUUCCUGUUUUGUUUGUUUGGGUUUUUGCCGGUUUUAUUGAUGCACUGAAAAAAAAAGGGUUUUGGUAUGUAAUAAAUUUAGUAUG
Messenger RNA from Notothenia coriiceps (black rockcod), 2496 nucleotides. RefSeq names its product zinc finger GATA like protein 1 (gene zglp1). Gene Ontology annotation, cellular component: nucleus. The transcript is spliced from 5 exons. Gene Ontology annotation, molecular function: sequence-specific DNA binding; zinc ion binding. Bases 99 to 1715 code for a protein of 538 amino acids. The record is from RefSeq and is a predicted model, not a curated record. Lineage: Eukaryota; Metazoa; Chordata; Actinopteri; Perciformes; Nototheniidae. Gene Ontology annotation, biological process: spermatogenesis; oocyte development; regulation of transcription by RNA polymerase II.